UUGGUCUUGGAAAGAUGGGAAGUAGGUUUAACAUACUUUAGGAAUCCUUUUUGCUUUUAAUCAGAAGUAAGAAAUGCAGAUUCAUAUUGCUGGAAAUGGUAACAAAAGGCCAUUUCGUGAGUUAAAUGCAUCAGAAAUCAAUUUACAUAAAGGUAUAUGAUGCAUUCAGAGAAAUGCAAUGCUAAUGGCUUUUAGAGUGGUUCUCUUUCCCAAGUCUCGGGGUUUUUAGUUACAGUCUUAAUUGGUGCAGUUCGCAGUCUGGUUUAUUGUGUGGUCAACUGAACAUAUGAUCAGGAGUUAUUUUGAAGGAAAUCCUGUUUUGUUUGGUCCUUUAAUUUUUUUUAAGUGGCCUAUUUUAAGGACCCUGAAGCUUCUGUUGUAACUAAGUUGGGCAACUAAGUAGCAGGAAAAGUUUGCCCUCUCCUCCUCACUCUUUUGCUUCAGAGGUAUACAGUAUGUCUUAGGGAACAGCCAGAUGCUUUAGCUUGAGCAUGGACAGUUUACAAAGGACAAAGGGAAAACACACUGCUUAAUUGGCAGUAAAUAACUUGAUCUUUUUAUAGUGCAAAUGACUGAACAGUAGCCUGUUCGACUACUGGAUUUGAGGCAGAGCAAAUUAAUCAGUUUGGAAUAAGCUUUAUGAAUUGGUUCCAUUAUUAAUCUCCCUGUUGCCCUGCUUGUACAAAGCAUUUAUUAGAAAGUGAGAAACACACUUGUGGGUUUGCAUGUGUGUCUAUUUCUACCUCCACCCCUCCCCAAGCAGCACUUUUACAGCCAGCCCUGCUAGCUGUUUCCUGAGUGGUGCAUGCUUGAUUGUUCUGCCUCUCUGCUUUUACAGAAAAACUUUUUUUUUUAGGGCAACAAAGCGCUUAGCAUUUAAAUUGCUGAUCAAGGGCAGAUUAGUGAGACAAAAGUAGAUGUGUUUGUAUAGGAAGUUAACAGGCUUCUGAAAGUUAAGUGAUCUAUUAUUAUCCAGUAAAGCGUCCUUUGGGAGGGGGACCCCACUUUCAUUUGAUCUUUUGAAGAAAUAAAUAAGUAAAUAGGGAGGAUCCUGGCUGAGCCCUUGCAGAUAACAAUAGCAUGGAAAAGGAGACCUUGAAAAACUAGUUUCACAACUUUCUCACAGUUUUCUCCAGAGCUUAUACUUGCCUCUCCUGUAAAAUAGAACCAAACAAUCCCCAGAACCAUUCCCAGCUUGUGAGCUACAGCUGCGCUCCCCAAGAGUUGUGGCCAGGGAUUGUGGCCUCAUCUCGGCUGUUUCUUUUAAUUCCAUUCUCAUUUUAGGACUGUGGGGCCCAGCAAUUUAUAUCUGGGAGGACCAUGUAGACUGUGUGACUCCAGACCAUGGUGAACCCAGGCAGCAGCUCGCAGCCUCCCCCGGUCACCAGUGGCUCCCUCUCAUGGAAAAGAUGUGCAGGCUGCGGGGGGAAGAUUGCUGAUCGCUUCUUGCUCUAUGCUAUGGAUAGCUAUUGGCACAGCCGGUGCCUGAAGUGCUCCUGCUGCCAAGCCCAGCUGGGGGAAAUUGGUACGUCCUGCUACACUAAGAGCGGCAUGAUCCUGUGCAGAAACGACUACAUCAGGUUAUUUGGAAAUAGCGGCGCUUGCAGUGCUUGUGGGCAGUCAAUUCCUGCUAGUGAGCUGGUUAUGAGAGCACAAGGGAAUGUCUAUCAUCUGAAGUGUUUUACGUGCUCAACCUGCCGGAAUCGCCUGGUCCCUGGAGACAGGUUUCACUACAUCAAUGGCAGUUUAUUCUGUGAACACGAUAGACCUACAGCCCUCAUCAAUGGUCAUUUGAAUUCACUUCAGAGCAAUCCACUACUGCCAGACCAGAAGGUCUGCUAAAAGGUCAGUACUGCAGAAUGCGUGCCUUCAUCUCAAACUUUGUUCAUCACAGAUGGAUCCCAUGUCUCCAGUAGACAAGUCACCUUUGUAGCUAGCAUCAAUGCCAGCUCCAUGCCAUUGCACCUUCUUUACUCUUGGUUGCCCUUCCCACAUUUAUUGGUGUAUUAAAAUGACUGAAAAUGAACAUUAAGGACUCCAUGAAUCUGGGCUAUUGGGAGACUGUAGAGGAAAUGGAGAAAAAUGUCCACCAGAAGAGAACAACUUUGGGUGGGGAGGGAGUGGGGGAAAUGACUAAUGAAGCUAAUGAAGAUAAGCUUUCGAGUCUGCUUUCUACCCUCAUUAACAAUUAGCAGGGCACUGGUCAAAAUUUGUACCCUGUGUUUUACCUUAACAACAUUCUCUUUGCUCUUUGUAUAUUUAAUUGUUGUAAGGAAAUGUGUUUCAAAACUCAAAACAUGAGAUAAAGGAAAGAUGGGGCUCUUGUGAUAUUCUAUCACAAACACUUUUAUUGUAUCUCUGUAAAAUACAAUGUAUGUAUGCAUGUAAGUGUUUUUUUUUGUCCUAAUGUUGCUACUUCCCAUGACACAAAAAAGAAAAAAAAUCAAGCUCAUAGCAGCUACUGUGUAGAAAUUUUCACCUACUCCUAAUUUGCUGAAUGAAGAAGAAGAAAACUUUUAUUUGUGAUACUUUCAGAGACAUUUGCUCUAGUAUGGUGUAUUUAAAUAAUAAAAACUUAAAAUGAAAA
Messenger RNA from Zootoca vivipara (common lizard), 2587 nucleotides. RefSeq names its product LIM domain only 4 (gene LMO4). The record is from RefSeq and is a predicted model, not a curated record. NCBI's taxonomy places the organism in Eukaryota, Metazoa, Chordata, Lepidosauria, Squamata, Lacertidae.